This is a messenger RNA of Cooperia oncophora, 492 nucleotides long. The record is from the annotation of a GenBank genome assembly. NCBI's taxonomy places the organism in Eukaryota, Metazoa, Nematoda, Chromadorea, Rhabditida, Trichostrongylidae.
AUGCAGAUUGAGUGCGACAAAGCUAACAGGAGGAGGACCUAUCGUAGUGAGUACGAGCAGCAGUGUUUCAAUCAACGACGCCUAGCUCAACCGAUUCAGGACUUUCCUUGGCUUGAAGUGCGCGAUAUUCCUAGCAUCAAUGGACGAGGAAUAUUCGCUAAAACUCGCAUAUUGAAGGACCAAAUUGUUUGCGACUACAGGGGCCUAUUUUUGACUGUGGAAGCGCGAGACAGGAUGCUAGAGCAUAUGACCCGUGAAGAGUCGGAAUUGGUUGGCGACUAUGAAGUUAGCUACCUGGGCUAUAUAUACGAUCCCAAAGGCAAGGCAGCUCGACAGGCGCAGGAUUACUCAAUCCUUGCCCAUGAUCCCAUAUACAAGGGCGCUGUAGUACUGGGUCGUCUAUUCAACCACAGUCGAAAGCAUGCCAACCUCAAACCUCUGCAUCCACUCGCUCGUUUUCGACCGACCAGGGGAAUCAGAGCGAGCACAUAG